AAUAAUGAGAUAUUUUUAGAAUCAAUUGGAAAACUUUAUAACGCAGGAUUGCAGCCACAGAUUGCAAAUCUUUAUCCGAUAGUAGAAUUUCCUGUAAGCCGCGGUACCCCAAUGAUUUCUCCUCUUAUAAGAUGGGAUCAUUCCAAAGAUUUCUACGUAUUUCGACAUAGUGAGCGAAAAAUAAUUGACACAAGAGAAAUACAUAUCAAUAUUGAUAUAACUGAUGUGACAUUUGUGUAUUUAACGGGUCAUGUCAUUAACGAAAAAAAUUUAUUUCCGGCUACGGGAUAUCUUUUCCUUCUUUGGGAGAUGAUUGCUUCGUUAGAAAAACAAGAAUAUAUUAAUGUGCCAGUUGUAUUUGAGGACGUUAAUUUUAUUCGUGCUUCUGUACUAACACAGCAUAAUAUGGUCAACUAUACUCUUUCAAUCCAAAAAGAUAGCAACAGGUUCGAAAUAAUCGAAAGAGAUAGUACUAUUGUUACUGGAAUAGUACGAAUUCCAACCAAUAUUAAAAAUGAAACAAUAUCUGCUAAUCUUGCGGAAUAUGUCGAUGAUAAAGAAGAAAUGAGUACUAAAGACAUCUAUAAAGAAUUAAAGCUUCGUGGUUAUCAAUACACCGGCGUAUUUCAAGGAUUAAAGAGCUCAUCGGUUACGGGAUCAAACGGUCAUAUCGCUUGGACAUCUAAUUGGGUGGCAUUUAUGGAUAAUAUGUUACAGAUGAUGAUUUUAGGACAGAAUUCAAGGAGCCUUUUGGUUCCAACAAGAAUUCGCAAACUGACAAUCGAUCCAAAAUAUCACAUACAGCUAAUUCGAGAUUAUGUGAUUGAAGAAAGACAAUUUUCUGUUCGUUAUUAUAAGUCUCUAAACGCUGUGAUAUCUGGAGGAAUAGAAAUUUGUGGGAUUGUGGCUACACCUAUACCUCGCCGACAAAAAAUAGUUAAUACCGUACUUGAAGAAUACAAAUUUGUUGCUCAUCGUGAUUUAAGAACUAUGUCAUUACAAGAUGCAAUAAGAAUGUUAGUGCACAUCGCACUCGAAUGUUACAAUAUGACAAAAGUUAAAAUUAUCGAAUUUGUCGAUGAUAGUGAUAAAGUGACACCAGAAGAUUUAAAUUCUCCAGUUGUUAAUGAAAUCUUAAAUGAUUUACCGCAGAUUCGACAUCACAUCAGACUUGUGACGACCUACGACAAAUUCUCAAACAUCUCUUUACCCAACAACGUUUCUACAACGGAGAUUAUUAAGUUGUCGAGAGACGAAAAUUGUUUGAUAGUCAUUGGUUUUAAUAUUUUGACAAAAAAUAGCAAAAAAUUAUAUGAACAGUUAUUGUCUCUGUUAACGCCGCAAGGUUUUCUACUGACUCUGGAGGAAUCCGGUUCGGUCUACGAUUAUUCAUGUCUGAAAACGUAUCAGUUGGAUGUCAUACUGGAGAAACAAAUAAAUAAAAAGACAUUUUUACUAUUAAGAAAAACGCGAAAUAUUGCGAGAAAUCAGCGGAUUGUACACGUAAACAAUUAUAAGUUUACGUGGGUAGAUGAACUGAAAUCAAUUAUGAGUGGGCAAAACGAAACUGGUGUAGAUACGGAGAUAAUACUUGUUUCGGAAAGAGACUUUGAAUGCGGGCUACUCGGUCUUAUUAAUUGUUUACGAAAAGAACCAGGAGGCGAAAUAAUUAGAAGCGUAUUUAUUCAAGAUAACAAAGCGCCUGGUUUUUCUUUGCAAGAACCAUUGUACAUGAAGCAGUUGCAAUUGGAUCUACCUAUCAACAUUAUACGUUCCGGCAAUGUUUGGGGAUCAUACAGGCAUUUGCCAUUACCAUUGUUGAAAUCUAAACUUGUUCAGAGCGCUUACGUUACACAGAUGGUACAAGGAGAUCUAAGUACUCUCUGCUGGGCACAGAGCAGAAUGUCUCGCAUCAACCAUGAAAACCUCGUUGAUGUAAUUUAUACAUCUGUAAAUUUUAGAGAUGUCAUGGUAGCGACUGGUAGACUCAACGCUGAAACUAUCGCACCGUUCGAACGCGGUAACGAUUGUUUUAUCGGCAUGGAAUUCGUUGGCUUUAACACGCAUAAGCAAAGAAUUAUGGGAUUAUGUUCGCACGGAGGAAUGACGAACAUUCUCGUGGCUGAUAAGUAUCUCAGUUGGAUUAUACCUGACAAAUGGACAAUGGAAGAUGCAGCAACGGUUCCGGUUGUGUAUUGUACGUGCUAUUAUGCAUUGUAUGUGAGAGGUAAAAUGAAAAAAGGGGACAAAGUCUUGAUCCCUUCUGGUACUGGAGGUAUUGGUCAAGCGGCAAUCCAUCUUGCGCUUUACGAAGGUUGCGAAGUGUUUACGACAGUUGGAACAGUCGAGAAACGGCAAUUUAUAAGAGAAACGUUUCCUUCUAUUCCCGAAGAUCAUAUCGGAAACUUUCGAGAUACAAGCUUUGAACAAAUGAUUAUGCAGCAUACAAGAAAUUGUGGAGUGGAUAUCGUAUUGAAUUCCUUAGCUGAAAAGAAAUUGCAGGCAUCUGUUUGCUGUUUAGCAAAUGGUGGCCGUUUUUUGGAAAUUGGAAAAUUUGAUAUGGUUUCCAAUAAUUCUUUGAACAUAUCUAUCUUUUCCAAAGGUAUCAGCUUUUAUAGUAUUUUAUUAGAUAAAUUAUUUUAUUCAAACGCAGAACAAAAGUCAAGAUUGUGGGCGAUAAUAACAGAAGGUUUAGAAAAUGGCGCUAUUAAACCGCUGUGUAGAAAAGUCUUUGAGAGAAAUGAAGUAGAAGCAGCCUUUAGAUAUAUGGCCGCUGGAAAACAUAUCGGCAAGAUAAUAGUAAGAGUUCAUAAAGAGGAAGAGUCUUUGGACACUCCAUUACUCGCUCAUCCACGAUAUUAUUGCCUAGAACAUAAAUGCUACAUUAUUUUGGGAGGAUUUGGGUUAGAGCUAGCAGAUUGGUUGACUCUUCGAGGUGCGAAAAAUUUGGUUUUGACAUCACGAACCGGGAUUAGAACAGGUUAUCAGCAAUCGAGAGUAAAACUGUGGCGAUCUUACGGUGUGGAUGUACAGAUUGUUACAGUCAAUGAUACUUUGAAUCAUGAAGACUGUGAAUCUAUAUUAAAAUUUGCUGAGGAAAAAGCACCAGUGGAUGCUAUAUUUAAUCUUGCAGUUGUUUUAAAAGAUUGUAUAUUUCAAAAUCAAUCGACGUAUACGUUCGAGGAUUCAUUCAAAUCAAAAGCAUGGAUGACGAAGAAAAUGGACAAAUUGUCGAGAACAAUAUGUCCACAACUUCGACAUUUUGUCGUUUUUUCCUCCGUCUCAUGUGGAAAAGGAAAUGCAGGCCAGACAAAUUAUGAGAUGGCUAAUUCCGUAAUGGAAAGAAUAUGCGAAAAUAGGAUGGAAGAAGGAUUACAUGGUUUAGCAAUACAAUGGGGUGCUGUUGGCGAUGUUGGACUCGUUGCAGAUAUGCAAGAAGACAACAAAGAACUUAUUAUUGGAGGUACAUUGCAACAACAAAUAUCCUCUUGUUUGGAUACGUUGGAGAUAUUUUUGCUCCAAGACCACCCUGUCGUAAGCAGUAUGGUUGUUGCUGAAAAAGCAAAAAUUGAUGGAUCAAUGAAUAUUUAUGAAACAGUUGCUCACAUCAUGGGAUUGAAGAACAUAAACACAGUGCCACCAAACGUAUCACUAGCCGAAAUGGGUAUGGAUUCGAUGAUGGCGGUUGAAAUUAAGCAAACAUUGAAAAGAGAGUUUGAUAUUUCCUUGACAACUCAAGACAUUAGAACUCUAAAUUUUGUUAAACUUAAACAAAUGACAAAUACGACCGAACAAGGAGUUAUACAUGACACAAAGAAAAUCGAUACUAGUAAUUUGGAAGGUUUCAACAUACUGAUUCAAAAAAUAAAGGAUUCAGACUUUCUUCCAGAUAUUCUAGUAGAACUUGAUACAAAAAAGGAGAUUGGUCGAGACAAUAUAUUUCUCUUACCAGGAAUCGAAAGAUGUUCAAGUAUAUAUAAAUCUAUAGCAUCAGGAAUUAAAUCUUCGGCAACGUGUUUGCAACAUGGUGUACUUAAUAUUCCCAAAAGUUGUUCAGUGAUGAAGUCAGCCGCUUAUUUGCUGCCUCACAUAUUAAAGAAAAUGAAAGAUCAAAGGAAAUUUCUAAUAGUGGGCUAUUCGUACGGAUCCUUAAUUGCCAUUGAAUUAGCAAGAUUAUUAGAAGCUAAAGAUUUCUCAGGACGGUUAAUACUAAUAGACGGAGCUCCUGACCAAGUAAAAAUUUUGGUUAAUCAAUAUUUUUACUGUGCUUCACUAGAAGAGUUACAAAAUACAGUUUUACUUGGUUUAUUGGGAACGUAUGCUACAAUUAACAAAAAAGCGAUUGCGUUAGAACUGAAUAAAUGUAACACGGUGGACGAAAAAUUAAAAGUAUUUCAUGCUUACUUCCCGAAGGAUAUAAAUGUAUUGACCAUCGAACAUCAAAAGCUUAUAUAUUUCACAAUUUACAAUCAUAUCGUCGCUGUACAGGAUUACGAUAUUUCAUCAUUACCUCGCCUUAAAUCAUCUAUAACAUUGCUAAAACCCACAUUUCCGAUUGCAUCUUUUACUGAAGAGGAUUAUGGUUUACAUAAGGUUACCGAAGGUAAAGUGCAAAUUCAUUAUGUGGAAGGUAAUCAUAUCACAAUGAUGGACAACGACGAAAUCAUAUCAGUUAUUAACGAAGAAUGGAUAGAAGAUAAUAUAAUACAAUAAAUAUAUAUAUAUAUACAUAUAUAUACUUUAUCGGGACGCGGUAACAUUAAAACAAAAUAUUUUAAAGAUAUUGUAUAUCAGAAAAUAAGAUGUCUUUCUGAUAAUGUUAUCCUACAAUACGUUUUUAACAUUUAAAAUAAGCAUGUAUAAAAAAAUAUGUACGCUUAAAUUUUUAUGUUUAACAAUAUAUUUCGAGAAGUGAAGAAUCUAAUUAAUUUUAGACAAUUAUGCUUUUUUUAUGUUUUAGAAGGAUUAUAUCAUAAUUGUCCGCAAUCGAAUUAAUUCUUCUUAAAAUAUAUUGUUAAACACAAAAAUUUAAGAGUACAUAUUUUUUUAUAUAUGGUCAUUUUAAGGUUUAAGACGUAUGAAACAACCUCUUAAGGAUAACGCUUAUAUUUGAUAGUAUUCUAAGCAAUUAUCAUGGAAACGGUAAGAUAUAUGUAAAAUGUUUUAGAAGAAACUUUUAUGAUUUAUUUAUGUACGUUAUAUAAU
This is a messenger RNA of Temnothorax curvispinosus, 5205 nucleotides long. RefSeq names its product fatty acid synthase-like. Lineage: Eukaryota; Metazoa; Arthropoda; Insecta; Hymenoptera; Formicidae. Gene Ontology annotation, biological process: fatty acid biosynthetic process. The transcript has 11 exons. Gene Ontology annotation, molecular function: oxidoreductase activity; phosphopantetheine binding; fatty acid synthase activity. The record is from RefSeq and is a predicted model, not a curated record. The annotation marks the transcript as partial.